AUGCCCCCAAAGAAACAAUCCGUCAGAACCCGAGCUCCGCCGUCCGAUGACGAGCCUGAGGACUUGCCGACAGUGGCACCGGAUCCCAAAGCAAUUGAAGUUGGUGAUAUCAACCCCAGCUUGCUCCGCGCGGAUCUGGCUCUCACAAGGAAAUAUUGUAUAACGAAGAUCCAGAAACGCCUUGAUGAACGAGUCGAGAAGAUCCGUGCCAACUACUUGACAAAAGUUGAAGGCGUCAAGAAGAGAGCCAAAGGCCGGAUCACUACACUGAGCACCAAAGUGUAUGUGACCUCAAUACCGCGACCAGGACAAAGCCCAGGAAAUCAGCUGACCGUGUUGUUUUUCUUGCCUUCAAGCAACCACACUCGAGGAAAAGACCUAAGCAAGCUAGUGGAGUUGCUGAAUCAAAGACAAACAACCCAGUCGACCAUCGCCACCAAGUUGACAGCUCUGGAGCGAGAAUUGAAUAGCCUUCGGCGUUACUUUGAAGCCGGCUAUAACGUGAUAGAGAAGAGAGCUGCAGAGUUGCCAGCCACCAGCAUCACGCACCCAGAUGCCGGUGACGAGGAGUCCAAAGGCAACAGAGGUAAUAUGGUCGAUGUGUCGUGAGCUUCGGGGCCUUCCUGCUCAAACUCUACCUCUAGUGAAGAUGUUGCAAACGACCUAGCGGAAGACCGGGAUUUGAGAGGAUGGACGAGAAACUCUGUUCUCCUAGCCGGCCUCAGAGGAGAAAUGUCGAUGAUUUUCCCUGGAUUUGGUCAGGAUGUAAAAGGUUGUUGCAGUGCAUACACGAUACGAGUGGUAUGUAUGUAAACCACAUAGCUUCGAUAACAACCCAACCGUU
Molecule: messenger RNA, 844 nt
Organism: Pyricularia grisea
Lineage: Eukaryota; Fungi; Ascomycota; Sordariomycetes; Magnaporthales; Pyriculariaceae
Exons: 2
Coding region: 1-609 (202 amino acids)
Source: RefSeq, a predicted model, not a curated record